GCCCCGGCCCCGCCGCCGCUCGCAGCGCCCGAGCCGCCGGCGGAGCGAAGGUGCCGCCGAGCGCGGCCCGCCGGGCGCCGCGGCCUGCGGGCGCCGCUGGUUGGCGGCGGGGGGACACGUGAGCCGGGAGGCGGCGGCAGCAGCGGCGGCGGCGGCGGAAGCGGCAGCGGGAGAUUCCCCGACAGCUGGAGGUUGCGGCGGCGGCUCCUCCUCCCCGGGUCCCCGCUGGAGCCCAGAGACCCCCCGCGCUCCUCCUUAUUGACAAACGCACAAAGGGCCGCGCCGGGGCCGGGCCGGGACGCGUCUGGAGCCGGCAUGGGAGACAAGAAGAGCCCGACCAGGCCGAAGCGGCAGCCGAAACCCUCCUCGGACGAGGGGUACUGGGACUGCAGCGUCUGCACCUUCCGCAACAGCGCCGAGGCCUUCAAGUGCUUGAUGUGCGACGUGAGGAAGGGCACCUCCACACGGAAACCUCGACCUGUCUCUCAGCUGGUUGCACAACAGGUUCCUCAGCAAUUUGUGCCCCCUACACAAUCAAAGAAAGAGAAAAAAGACAAAGUAGAAAAGGAAAAAAGUGAAAAGGAAACAACAAGCAAAAAGAACAGUCAUAAGAAAACCAGGCCAAGGUUGAAAAAUGUGGAUCGAAGUAGUGCUCAGCAUUUGGAAGUUACCGUUGGAGAUCUGACAGUCAUUAUUACAGACUUUAAGGAGAAAACUAAGUCACCACCUGCUUCCAGUGCUGCUUCUGCAGAUCAACACAGUCAGAGUGGUUCUAGCUCUGACAACACAGAGAGGGGAAUGUCCAGGUCAUCUUCACCCAGAGGAGAAGCAUCAUCACUGAAUGGGGAAUCUCAUUAAAGUUUAUUUCUUCCAGUUUCUUUAGCCUCUUCAAAACAUGCAAAUACAUCAGUUCUGUCACCUGUUACCACAUUUUCAUGACAGAUUAGUUGUGCAUAAUUGGUAUUUCAACUGGAACAUAAUGCAGUUUAAAAAAAAGAAAAAAGUGCAGUGGUGGAAACAAUAACAGCAUGAAGCUGAAUCAGGGGAGGUUUAGGUUUCUCACCCAGAGGGUGGUUGGGCACUGGAACAGGCUCCCCAGGGAAGUGGUCACAGUACCAGCCUGACAGAGUUCAAGAAGUAUUUGGACAAUGCUGUCAGGCACUGUAGUGUGACUUGGGGCUGUCUUGUGCAGGGCCAGAAUUUUGAUUCAAUGAUCCUUUUGGGUCCCUUCCAACUCAGCUCAUUCUGUGAUUCUGUAGUAAUUUAAAUGCUAUCUGCAAAUGCUUAUGAAGCAUCUUCAGACCAACUUUUUAAUCUACAUGUGUAAGGGUGCCAUGAAAAUGUGGUUUGAAUGUUCAUUAUGCAGUGUUAUUGAUAUGUCCAUUUUCACUUUCAGUUUAGUGAAUUCUAACACAACUCUUGGAGUCUCUACUAUUGGCAUGUACUGAAUUUAAAUUUUUAUUACAUAGUUCAAGCUGCCUAAAUAUGUAUUAUUUGAGAAUUGUGAAACAUAGUUAUAUGUAUGCAAGUCAAAGAUCAACUUAAUCAAUUAUUGCUGCAACAGAAUUUUCAUAAUGAUUAUCUUAUUAAAAACACCUGCUGGUACUUGGUGUGGUUAAAUAGGAAAAAUGUUAUUAAAGAAAACAUUUGUAUGGAUUUUUGCCAAUGUUUGACACAUUUUACUAGAUUACUGUUACUGAAUUAUGUUGAUGGUUUUACCAAUAUUUUUUGACACUUAAAACACUUAUUGUAAUGUUUACAAGCAAAAUAGAAAACACAUUUUAAGCAUUGAUUAGUUAACUUUGCAAUUCAGGUAAAGUACUGCAUUGUCGCUGUACACUGGUAUUUUGUGUUGUGUAACAAAUACUGAACCUCAGAUGGUGAUGCAUUUGGCAAAAGCUAUUUGGAAAUAUGAAAGUUUGGAAAAGCUUUAAAAAGAACAGAACUGCAGUUCUCAUUUCUGCUUAGUGCUGUUUCCCUGCCCCAGAUUUUUCUAGUGUCACAUAGUCACUUAUCGUUUCAGUACAGGAAUAUCAGAAUAAGGAAAUAACUUUUUGUUUGUUUGUUCUUGAGUCAGUUUCUUUAAUAUUGAAUUGGCCUAUUAGAAUAUAUUAAGGCAUAAAUCAUUUGAAAAAGACUCAGUAUCCUACUUUAUGGCAUAAGCUGUCAACAUUUACGCACUUAGCAAUAUACUGAUAAAGAGCAGAACUAUUUACAAUACCAUCUGGUAUUAUGUGAAAUUACCAAUAAAAUAUUUUUGUGAAUACAGAUUUUGCAUUUUUGUUUACAACCAAUAAGUGUUUUGAUACAUACAUAUGAUUCAUGUAUAGGUUUUAAAUUCUAUAUUCUGGUUCAGUACAAAAGUCCAUUUAGCUCCUUUUAGUGACGUAGGGCACUUACACUCCUGUGAGCCUUUUCUUUCUCAUUCAAAGUAAAUAUAUUUUUAAGCCUAUGUGGAAGUUGGAUGGACCUUCUUGGUAGUGAAUCCAGCCCCAAAUUAUUACCCAUAUAUGAUACGUCCUCUGAACGGCUAAAACAAUGGAUUUUUGUAGCCCCUGACAAUUGUGAUGUUUGGUGGUAUCUUGUAGUAAUGUAUUUUUCUGUUUUUAAUGCAGUACUUCUACAGGCACAAUGGUACUGUUCUAUUUUGUAAGAUGCUAGUUGUGAAAUACAGUUAGUUGCAUAAAAUGAGAGUCUGAUGUGAUAUCUGAGAACAUACAUACCUCAUUCCUUGGUGUUGCUGUUUAAAUUUUUUAGACAUCAAAUGUUAAUUAUAGGCUAUUUCAGAUGACUAACUACUGACCUGUUUAUUAUGUAUUCUGCUUUAUCUUACUAAGUAGGAUGUCUGUUUAUUGCUGUUACUUGGCCAAAUUUAGUAUCUGUAAAACUAUGCUUUUUAUGGUUCUUAAAUGUUUUUGGGGCCGGGCUAGUGUUCAGAAUAACAUACACUAGUUUUUAAAAGGAAAAUACCUGCUUCUCCACUUUAUUUUUUUUAUAUUUUAUUUUUAGGUGGGACUAUUUGCAGAAUACACUGAUGUAGUGAGUUACAAAAGAGCUGAAACUGUUUAAAGUAAGCAGUUUAAGGAUAAUAAAUCUCAUUGCAAGAAGUUUUAUGAAAUGCGUUUAUAAUUUGAAAUUUAAUGAAUGCUAACACAUUUCAGAAUUCCUUGCAAAGAAAUAAUAAUCUAUUACCAGUAAUUCACUAAAUGGAAAAUGUAUUUUUAUUUAAGUUUAUGUGAAUAAACCACCCAGCACUGCCAACAAAAGGACUCUAUCUUCAGAAUUAAGUAGUCAUUUGUUUUGAAAGGAAGGAUGGAGUGGAUUUGACUAUGAUUCAACUGUGUCUAGAGAAUAAUCUCAAAAAUGUGAUGUAAGUACAGUUACCAAAAAGAAUGCAAAAAGUCUCUCUGUUCUUUAUGGAACAAGACAUUGAAGAGCAAUUUCUACUACAGGUGCUACAGAAGUCAGUUAGGAUCUUAAAAGCUGUGGUGGUUUUAAUUGAACUAUUAGGUUGCCAGGGUUUCAUUGCAAUGAUGCUUGCUUUAGCAUUAAGCAAAGUUAAGUUUUUGCCUGUUGGUGAUUACAGGUAUAUGACAAUUCUGACAGCAGAGUAGAUAAAUUCUAAGCAAAAUACUGCAUUUUACUGUGUUCAUAAUAUAAUUUAAAUGAACUUCACUUUCAUAAUUUCUAAAUAAUUUUUACUUGUAGUAAUCCUAAGUCCUUUUUUCUAACUGUAAAUAUAUUUAAAAGCAUCUUUACUCCAUUUAUAAAAAGUGAAAAUUU
Messenger RNA from Oenanthe melanoleuca, 3783 nucleotides. RefSeq names its product YY1 associated factor 2 (gene YAF2). Gene Ontology annotation, molecular function: transcription coregulator activity; DNA binding. Lineage: Eukaryota; Metazoa; Chordata; Aves; Passeriformes; Muscicapidae. Gene Ontology annotation, biological process: positive regulation of DNA-templated transcription. Bases 316 to 858 code for a protein of 180 amino acids. Gene Ontology annotation, cellular component: nucleus. The transcript is spliced from 4 exons. The record is from RefSeq and is a predicted model, not a curated record.